CUUUAAAGUCGGCUAGGAGACCUCCGAGAUGUUCUGCAGAAGUGUCUCCGUUCAAUGAUCAUGUUGUGGUAAUCAUUGGUGGCGGUGCAGGUGGGAAUGCAGCAGCGGAAAGCCUUCGUCAGGAUGGUUACGGUGGCAGGAUUAUCGUUAUAAGUCGUGAGAACUACUUUCCAAUUGACAGACCAAAGCUUAGCAAAGCUAUGGGAGUGCAACUUGAAAAAUUAGAGAUUAGAAGUAAAGAAUUUUACGAUGACAUGUAUAUCAUAUUUAAGUUAGGAAUGUCUGUUACCUCUGUGGAUUCCGAGGCAAAGGUCGUCACUCUUGAUAAUAAUGAAAAAUUGAAAUAUAACACGCUUAUUAUUUCCACCGGAGCUACUCCACGAUCUAUCCCAAUCCCCGGAAUUGAUCUCGGCAAUAUUUUUUAUCUCCGGACCUACGAUGACUGUAAAAAAAUCGAAAGAGCUGUGGUAAAGGAAGAAGGGAUAAAUUUGGUGAUCAUUGGAUCGUCCUUUAUUGGAAUGGAAGUCGCGUCGGUCUACUCCAAGAAAGCAAAUAUAUCAGUGAUCGGCAUGGAAAAGGUCCCAUUUGAAAGAAUCCUUGGUUUUGAUGUUGGAGGGGCACUUCAAAAGUUUCAUGAAGCGAACGGCGUCAAGUUUUAUAUGUCGGCCUCGGUGAAGGGCAUUGAGCCUUCAAACACCGAUCCUACCAAGGGAGGAGCAGUAGUCUUAGCUGAUGGUGCCAGGAUCCCUGCCGACAUCAUCAUCGUCGGAGCUGGCGUGGCGCCGGCAACGGAAUUUUUAAAAAAUUCUCCAGGAUUCCAGUUGGAGAAAGAUGGAAGCAUUAAGGUUGAUGAGUACUUUAAAGUUGUAGGGCUUGAGGAUGUCUAUGCAAUCGACGAUUCGAUUCGUAAUCAAGGUGAUAUUGCGAGAUUCCCGUACCACCUUACUGGAGAGUCGCUUCGCAUCGAACAUUGGGCAUUUGCUGAGAAUACUGGUAAAGCUGUUGCGAGUAUGAUAGCGAAGAAUCAGCCCACUCCAUUCAUAAAAGUUCCAUACUUUUGGAGCACUCAGUAUGGAAAAAGCUUGAGAUACGCUGGUUACGCCAGCAGCCACGAUGAUGUGAUCGUGCACGGAAGCCUAGAGGAACUGAAGUUUGCGGCAUAUUAUACCCGUGGCGACAAAGUUCUGGCAGUUGCUACGCUUGCCAAAGAUCCACUCGCAUCUCACUCUGCAGAACUGUUGAGGCUUGGCCGUUUCCCCAGUGUUUCUGAAAUUAAAGCUGGCAAGGACCCCCUCACCGUUCCUUUGAUAG
This is a messenger RNA of Acaulospora colombiana, 1311 nucleotides long. Lineage: Eukaryota; Fungi; Glomeromycota; Glomeromycetes; Diversisporales; Acaulosporaceae. The record is from the annotation of a GenBank genome assembly.